AUGUGGCACAGCCCUUCCUGGGAAUACACUGCUUUAAAUGAUCUGCCCUCUCUUCUCCAGGGGAAACUGACUGCGCAGGGGAAGCUGCUGCAGCAGAACACCUUCUGGGUGACGGAGCAGGCAGGCGGGAUCCUGGCCCGGGGCCGUGAGCGGCGCAUCUUUCUCUUUGAGCAGAUUGUCAUCCUGAGUGAGACCCUGGAGCGGCGGCGUGGUCCGUAUGCCGCUCCAACUUAUGCCUUCAAGAGCAGCAUCAAGGUCAGCUGUUUGGGCCUGGAGCCCUGUGUGGAUAAUGAUCCCUGCAAAUUUGCACUGAUCUCGCGUGGCGCAGAACGGGGCACCAUCCGUUACGUACUGCAGGCAGCAACGUCAGAGAUUGCCCAGGCCUGGGUGGCUGACAUCAGCCUCAUCUUGGAGACACAACGUGACUUCCUCAAUGCACUGCAGUCGCCCAUAGAGUACCAGCGCCGAGAGAGCAAAACCCAUAGCCUAGGACGCAUUGGAGUCCCGCAUCACUCACUGCCCGGUGGACCCAGCCGGCCCUGCUCCUCAGUCUCCAUGGACCAGAGCAAGGGAUCCAGCCUCCAGCCCCACAAUGCCUCUCUCCCCUCCCUCUACCUUCCGGGCCCAGGCCAGCCUGAGCAACAGGCCUAUGUUGAGCCAUCUCGCAGCCAAAGCUCUCCAGGGCCUGGACCAGUUCACCUACCUUCCGAUGGCUCCGAGGUGCAUCUCUCCAAUUCCUCCCGGCAGGAGUCCCUGCACACAGCCCCAAGUGAUGACGACGCCAGGCCGCUGCUCCCUGAUCCUGAAGUCCCGGAAAUCAGUUUCCCUCAAGGCUGUGCUCAACUUGCCCAACUUGAUGAGGAUGAGCUGUGACUCUUGGACUGUGAGAAAGCCCCUGUCAGACCAGUGGGGUGGGGGCUUUGACUGAUCUAACUAGCUCUUCCCUCUUCUCCCCAUACCCUCCCUCCUUCUGCUGUCUCCAAGGGAAAGAGAGACACAGCAGCAGCAUGGUGCAAACUCUUGCUGCCCUCUGGUCCUGCUCUGUUUGCCCAGACACCCCCAUCCUAUGAAAGGGGCGCAGAACCCCCACAUUGGGACCAGAGAGUGCCGCUGGUGGCCCUUCCCUUUCCUCCAGACCCCUGUAUAUGCAUGCUGUGGGGCUAUACGGGCUUCAGGUCGGGGCUCUUGGACAAGGGAGUUGGAUUGUGUGAAUUGAGAAUUUUAUUUUGUUUGUUGUAAUAAUAAAGAUUUUAGUUAAAACAAACAAGGAGACAAAUUGCUCCAGGACACCUCUGUCUUCAUGCAGGCUCUUCCAUGAGUAACUUGUGCACUAUGUGCUGGAUCCCCUUCUCUUGGCCUUGCACUUUAUUUAGGGCAAACCUUAAUACCUUGUUGGCCCGUUUCACAACAUCUUCCUUUACACUGCUUCCCCUCCAAGCACUGAAGAUAUACACACACAGAGAGAGAGAGUGUAUACACAUGCAUAUACAUACACAUAUUUGUAAUUAGAAAUGAAAAAUGGCCCUUAGCCUCUGACACACGGAGAAGGGAACCACCUUUAUUAGCAGUUUUAGAAUCUUGCCCAAGAGUGUUUUCCCUCACUCUAUUUUUUGAAAGAAUGGGCUAGCCUAAUAAAGUUAGGCCCAGUUCAAAGUUUACUUUUGAACUCACAAUAAGUGACAAGAUACAUAUGUGAUACUGCCAAGUUGUGAACGUUGCAGGUACAUUUUAAAUGGCUGGUUGGUUGGUUGGUUGAACACAGAAGCAGACACCCUUUCCCAAUCGCUGCUUCAUGUUUACUGUGUAAUAGUCCAGCUACUUUAAGCUUGUGUUCACAGUUGAUGACUUAAAUUUUGCCAUUUGUACAUUUUUGUCCAACUUCUGAAAAUACGAAUCUGUAUUGUGUGGUACAUGUGUUUGGCUGCGUGCCAAACACAUAUAUAUUAUGUAUAUAUAUUAUUUUAUAUUAAACCUAUCCCAGAUAAUUCACAAA
Messenger RNA from Podarcis muralis (Common wall lizard), 1993 nucleotides. The record is from RefSeq and is a predicted model, not a curated record. Lineage: Eukaryota; Metazoa; Chordata; Lepidosauria; Squamata; Lacertidae.